Molecule: messenger RNA, 901 nt
Organism: Maylandia zebra (zebra mbuna)
Lineage: Eukaryota; Metazoa; Chordata; Actinopteri; Cichliformes; Cichlidae
Product: signal-regulatory protein beta-2-like
Biological process (GO): response to bacterium
Source: RefSeq, a predicted model, not a curated record
CCUUUACAAGAUGAUCUUAUUAUGGAUUGCACUGCUCUUUGUUAAUCGAGGAUCUGCACUCGUUCCAGUAACUACAGCUCACCUCGGGGGACCUGUAACCUUCACAUGUGUUCUACCCAAGACUGAGACUGGCCGCAGAGACAUCCACUGGUAUAAGCAGAGUCUUGGAGACACUCUGAAAAUAAUAUGGACACUAAAGGAAUCUGCAACACCUAGGUUUGCACCUGAAUUUGAUAACUCAAGAUGGGAGGCUGAUUAUGAUAAAAAUGUUAGCAACCUGACGAUUUUGAGAACAAAUCAAGAGGAUGAGGGAAUCUAUCACUGUGGGUUCACAGAGUGGCUCCAAGAUACUACAUGGACGGGGACAUAUUUGUUAGUAAAAGGAAACACCCAGAGGAUAUCAAACUAUACCGUUGUUCAGGAGAAGACCACCCGUCUAGGAGACUCAGUGACUCUCCAAUGUUCAGUUCUCUCCAGCUCAGUUAAUAAGACAUGUCCAGGGGGUCUUGAGGUAUUCUGGUUCAAAGAAGGAUCACAUAGAUCUCAUCCUAGUAUUAUCUAUACUAAUGGAAACGGACAUCAUGAAUGUGAGAAAAGAUCAGAGACUGAAAAGAGCUGUGCGUAUCGCUUCUCUAAGAACAUCAGCUCCUCUGAUGCUGGGACUUACUACUGUGCUGUGGCCACAUGUGGGGAGAUAUUGUAUGGAAAAGGAACUAAACUGGACAUUCAAGAUGCUGUCCUGGAGAAAAACUUUGGUGAUUUGAAAAGCCAACAGAAAAAGGACACAUUGAUGUUUUCUGCUGUUGUGUUUACGAUGAUGAAGGCUGACAAAUACAAAAGACAGGAUGCAGUGAAGCGGCAGCAGAUCUACAUGGCUGUCAAGGCUUUUGGACUGGAUUAG